AGAAAAUAAGAAAUAGUAAUAAUGCCUGCUGUGAGCAUUUGUGAUCCAGUUGCGGCUACACUUCGUUGUGCUUUGGAGACCAGUCAACCAAAGACAUCGGAUGAUUUAUCUACAAGUUUAGUCAGUAGUGCAUCUAGGAUUCUACAAUCAGAAAUUCAAUACAAAGAAGUAGAUGAUUAUCAAACAACAAUUUUGGAUCAACUUAAAGCCAAAUAUAUUGUAUUAAGCCUACCAAACUCAGAAAAUUCUGAAGACAAAGUAAAAGAUGGUGCAAAUUAUCUAAAGAGAAAUGAAAGAUUAUCUAAAGGACCCAGUUUACCAGAACCAACCAUUACUUUAUAUUCUUCAAAGAAAGUCAGUUUAGGGUGGAAAGGCACAUUUCCAGUUGGAGCUGGCAUGAACAAUGUUGGAAAUACUUGUUAUUUGAAUAGCACACUUCAAGCACUGUUUCAUGUACCGGCGCUUGUUAACUGGUUAUUAUCAGAUUCACACCACACAUCGAAGUGCGAACAAAAUGUUUUAGAUGGAGGUGGAGAGUGCCUUACAUGUGCAGUGGCAAAGACUUUACAAUUUAGUCAUCAGAAAUCUGGUUGUGCUAUUAAGCCAUUCUAUAUAUAUAAUAAAUUAAAGCUCAUUUGCCGAACUAUGGUGCCAGGACAACAAGAAGAUGCUCAUGAAUUUUUACGUUAUUUACUGGAAGGCAUGGAGAAAGCUUAUUUAGCAAGACACAAAGCUAGCAAAUUAGACAGUUAUUCUAAAGAAACAACUCCUAUUAAUCAAAUUUUUGGUGGUUAUAUUCGUACUGAAGUAAAGUGCCUACAAUGUCGACAUGUUUCUACUACAUUUCAGCAUUUUCAGGACUUACUGGUGGAUAUACGCAAAGCAAGUACUUUGGAUGAAGCAUUAAGUAGUUAUUUUAGUCGUGAACAGUUAGAUAACAAUGAUUACAAAUGUGAAGCUUGUAAGAGAAGAGUUCCUGCGACAAAACAAUUUAGCCUAGAACGACCUCCUAAAGUACUUUGUGUACAAUUAAAGAGGUUUAGUGUUCUAGGUGCGAAAAUAUCUAAACAUAUAGGCUUCAAACAAACUAUAGAUAUGGGUCCUUAUCUAUGGAGAGAGCCAGGAGAACCUAUACAGCCACUUACAUAUAAACUUAUGUCAAUAGUUACACAUAUGGGUCCAUCAGUUAAUUGUGGGCAUUAUACUGCAGUUGCCAAAGUUUCAACGGGCCAAUACUAUUCCUUUGAUGAUUCUUGUGUUCGUCCAAUUAAUUUGAGUAAUGUAUUGAGUACAAAUGCAUAUAUAAUGAUUUUUGAAAUGGAACAACCAACACAAUCUCAGGUUCAAAAUCAACAGACUGUUAAAUUAAAUGGUACACUGACUGUUAACAAUACACUAUCUUCAUCUGAAAGUCCUAUGAAUAGAACUGUAAGUCCUAAAGCAUCAACGUCUGGAUUAAUCGCUUUAAAUGGAUCGACGAAUGGCUUGUCAACUACUAAAGAGGGUAGUGAAAAUUCAGAGACAAAUUCCCAAGCAUCGGUAAAUAAAAAUACAGGACUACAAUUUUCCACGCAAACAGUUACAAAUUUUAUCGGGCCACAAUUGCCACAAAAAUUACAAGAUAAAGCUCAACCAAGAUUAAUUAUGCAAAUUAAAAAUGGAAAAGUUUUAAAUGGAAAUAGUUUGGUUCCCUAUGACGGAUCUAGCGAAGAAGAGGAUAUUAGUGUUGUAGGAUCACUAAAAAAUAAGACAAAUUCAAAUUGUACAUCAAAAACAAAUGUUUCCCCUAGUAGUACUAAUGGUAUCCAAAAAGGAUCUCCAGUAAAGGGUGGUACACCUAAAACAGUUCUUAUUUCAAAGGAUACGCAAAAAUCUAUAUCAAAGACAAAUGGUAGUAGUAUUCCUCAAAAUCAAACUAACGUGAUGCAGUGUUCGAAAACACAAAAUGGUUCUAGUUGUAGUACUGUUACAAGCUUGACAAAAUAUCAAAAUGGUCAAACAGAAGCGAAUGGUAAGACAGAGAGCAGUAGUAGCAAAAGUAAAUGGCAUCAGUCUAUCCGAACGAAAGCUGGUCAAGAUGAGAAAGUAGUUACAAAAGCGGCAACUAGCAGCAUGAAAGGAUGGCAAGUUUCAAAAGACACAUCUUCUCCUGCAUCAACUGCAGCACCCAAUGGCUGGUCUGUUACUGACAAGGAGGAUAUUAAUAGAAGUAGCCAAAACACAACACCCAGUGCUGCAGCUUUAAGAGAUUUCAAUGGUACGAAUCGUUCCGAAACAGUUUCACAUCUAUUAAAGAUGUCUCAUCGUGGUUACGGCAGUUCGACGGUUUCAAAUUGGAACGGCAAUAGAACGCAUUUAGACCGAGAAGUUGAUAAUGAUAGACGGGGAGAACGUAAACGCCAUUUUAACGCGGAUGACGAAGAAAUAGAUCGUGGCCGAGUGAAGAAAGCAAAAGAUCAUCGAACGUACGAAGAAAGAAGUAACACGGUUUAUAACCCUUUCCAAGAGUAUCAGAAUGGUAAAACGUGGAACCGAUCUCUUGGUGGUUAUUAUCGGAGAUAUUAUUAUAACACUUCUACCCAUAGUCGGCAACGACAUGGUAGACAUUAUAGACCUGCACAUUACAGAUAUCACAGUCACUCUCGAGCACAUUGGCAACGAGGAUAA
Messenger RNA from Dufourea novaeangliae, 2667 nucleotides. It is a transcript of the gene scny, whose product is annotated as ubiquitin carboxyl-terminal hydrolase 36. The record is from RefSeq and is a predicted model, not a curated record. Gene Ontology annotation, molecular function: cysteine-type endopeptidase activity; cysteine-type deubiquitinase activity. The transcript has 7 exons. Gene Ontology annotation, biological process: regulation of apoptotic process; protein deubiquitination. Bases 22 to 2667 code for a protein of 881 amino acids. NCBI's taxonomy places the organism in Eukaryota, Metazoa, Arthropoda, Insecta, Hymenoptera, Halictidae. Gene Ontology annotation, cellular component: cytosol; nucleus.